GCAAGAACCAUUCGUGUCAUACGCUGCGACGUAUACUCGAUAGACAUUUCAAACUCAGUUUGAACGUCAUUUAAUUUUAUUUCUGAAUUUUCUUCAAACGAAUAAAUUGCAUCUAUCUGACGAGAAAAAAAUCAUCAUGGCGAGAGACCCGGCAGCGGAACAACUCAACCAAUACAAAAACAAUCUCAAGGGUCAUCCAGCCGUCCUGCAGACUGCGGCCGGUAUCCCGAUUCCGAAUAAGAGUGCAAUCCUCACAGCUGGUGAAAGAGGCCCGGUACUUCUUCAGGAUCAUAUUUUCCUCGAUGAAAUAUCUCACUUCGCCAGAGAGAGGGUUCCCGAGCGUGUGGUCCACGCAAAAGGAGCUGGUGCGUCUGGUUACUUCGAAGUAACUCAUAAUAUCACAAAGUAUACGAAGGCGAAGCUUUUCUCCAACGUUGGCAAAAGAACUCCGGUUGCCGUUAGGUUCUCCACAGUCGGGGGGGAAAGCGGGUCCGCUGAUACCGUAAGGGACCCUCGCGGUUUUGCGUUGAAAUUCUACACCGAAGAGGGUAUAUGGGAUAUGGUUGGAAACAACACUCCCAUAUUCUUUAUCAGCGAUGCUUCUUUAUUCCCAAGUUUCAUUCAUACGCAAAAGAGAAAUCCGGUGACCCAUCUUAAGGAUGCCGAUAUGUUCUGGGACUUUAUCAGCCUUCGUCCUGAGUCCACGCAUCAAACUCUAUUCUUAUUUUCUGACCGUGGGAUUCCCGAUGGCUACCGUCACAUGAACGGUUACGGUUCCCAUACUUUUAAAUUCAUCAACGAUCGCGAUGAAAUAUUUUACGUGAAAUACCAUUUCAAGACCGAUCAGGGAAUCAAGAAUCUUGACGUAGACCGAGCCGGUGAACUUAGCGGAUCAGAUCCUGACUACGGGAUCAGGGAUCUUUACAACGCUAUAGCCACUGGCAAUUUCCCGUCUUGGUCAUUCUACAUCCAGGUGAUGACUCCUGCGGAAGCUGAAACCUUCAGAUGGAAUCCAUUCGACAUGACCAAGAUUUGGCCGCAGAAGGAGUUCCCUCUCAUCCCAGUUGGAAAAUUCGUCCUCAACCGUAACCCGGACAACUACUUCAGCGAAGUCGAACAAAUCGGCUUCAAUCCCGCCCAUAUGCCACCAGGUAUCGAACCCAGUCCUGACAAGAUGUUGCAGGGUCGUCUAUUCGCCUACGGUGACACCCAUCGUUACCGUAUCGGACCGAACCACCUUCAACUUCCCGUAAACUGUCCUUACAAGAUGAUGACCUCCAGUCAGAAUUACCAACGAGACGGUGCUAUGGCGUUGAACAACAGUAGCGGAGCUCCGAAUUACUUCCCCAACAGCUUCAGCGGACCGCAGGAGUGUCCUGCUGCCAGAGUGCCGAGGAUGCGCGCCACCGGAGACAUCGAUAGAUACAACCACGACAGUUCCGAUGACUUCUCCCAGUCGACUGCUUUCUGGAGGAACGUUCUCAGCCCCGCGGAAAAGCAGCGACUCGUUUCCAAUAUGGUUGGAAACUUGCAACACGCUUCGAACUUCAUCAUCGAACGUGCCGUCAGGAACUUCGCCCAGGUGGACGCCGACCUCGGUAAGCAACUUAUCCAGGGACUCAACAAACUUGGAAAACUUAAGGGAUUCAGCGCAAAUCUAUAAAAUAUUUCUUAUCGCACAAUGUACUGAACGAACGAUUUGACGGAAAAAUGGGCUGAUAUGAAAAGAGUAAUCGAGUUUACGCACAGUGAAGUUACGUAUGAUUAUAUUUCAUUACAUACUUUUAGUCAUCGUUUAUCAACGCCGCUAGAUAUCGGCGUGAUUUAUUUUUUUUUUUUUUUCAAUCAAUUUAUGUACUAUAUAUAAUUCGCACAUACAUAUGUAUACAGGUGUACACAGAUUGUGAUUACCUAUGAGUCUUGCAUUUGGAGUUUUAAUAUUCUUUUACAGCAAAUAUUUUGUCAUUGAAUUAAAUGAUUGUAAAAAUGA
Messenger RNA from Athalia rosae (coleseed sawfly), 1990 nucleotides. RefSeq names its product catalase (gene Cat). The record is from RefSeq and is a predicted model, not a curated record. Gene Ontology annotation, molecular function: catalase activity; heme binding. Lineage: Eukaryota; Metazoa; Arthropoda; Insecta; Hymenoptera; Athaliidae. Gene Ontology annotation, cellular component: mitochondrion; cytoplasm; peroxisome. Bases 137 to 1663 code for a protein of 508 amino acids. The transcript is spliced from 8 exons. Gene Ontology annotation, biological process: response to hydrogen peroxide; hydrogen peroxide catabolic process.